This is a messenger RNA of Nothoprocta perdicaria, 2008 nucleotides long. RefSeq names its product NCK adaptor protein 2 (gene NCK2). Gene Ontology annotation, molecular function: protein binding. The coding region runs from base 73 to 1215 and encodes 380 amino acids. The transcript has 4 exons. The record is from RefSeq and is a predicted model, not a curated record. Gene Ontology annotation, biological process: negative regulation of PERK-mediated unfolded protein response; negative regulation of endoplasmic reticulum stress-induced eIF2 alpha phosphorylation; positive regulation of translation in response to endoplasmic reticulum stress. Lineage: Eukaryota; Metazoa; Chordata; Aves; Tinamiformes; Tinamidae.
UGCCGUGACAGACUCCCGCCGGUCCCUGCCCGACUCCGUUUACCAGCGUGCCAAAGAAAGACUCCAUGAAAAAUGACAGAAGAAGUUAUUGUUAUUGCAAAGUGGGAUUACACUGCACAGCAGGACCAAGAACUUGACAUCAAGAAAAAUGAACGUCUUUGGCUAUUAGAUGAUUCCAAGACAUGGUGGAGGGUAAGAAACGCGGCCAACAAAACGGGAUAUGUGCCAUCAAAUUAUGUGGAGCGAAAAAACAGCUUGAAGAAAGGUUCUCUGGUUAAAAAUCUAAAAGACACAUUGGGUUUGGGCAAAACAAAGAGAAAGACGAGCGCGCGCGACGCCUCUCCGACGCCGAGCACGGACGCCGAGUACCCCUCCAACGGCAGCAGCGCCGACCGCAUUUACGACCUCAACAUCCCGGCCUACGUGAAGUUCGCCUACGUCGCGGAGAGGGAGGAUGAGCUGUCCCUGGUCAAAGGGUCCCGCGUCGUCGUCAUGGAGAAGUGCAGCGACGGCUGGUGGAGGGGCAGCUACAACGGCCAGAUCGGCUGGUUUCCCUCGAACUAUGUGGUGGAGGAAGUCGAGGAAGCGACUGCGGAUUCCCCGAGCUUCCUAAGCCUAAGGAAAGGCGCUUCCAUGAGCAACGGCCAGGGCACCAAAGUGCUUCACGUUGUUCAGACACUGUAUCCAUUCAGCUCCGUCACAGAGGAAGAGCUCAAUUUUGAGAAAGGGGAAACAAUGGAAGUCAUUGAAAAGCCGGAGAACGACCCCGAAUGGUGGAAAUGUAAAAAUUCCAGAGGGCAAAUUGGUCUUGUUCCUAAAAACUAUGUAGUAAUCAUAAGCGAUGGUCCUACCAUUAACACUUCCCACCCACCCCAGAUAAGCUACACGGGGCCAUCUUCUACCGGACGCUUUGCUGGAAGAGAGUGGUAUUACGGGAAUGUCACCCGGCAUCAAGCGGAAUGUGCCCUCAACGAGCGGGGCGUGGAAGGAGACUUCCUUGUUAGAGACAGUGAGUCUUCGCCCAGUGACUUCUCGGUAUCUCUAAAGGCAUCGGGGAAGAACAAACAUUUCAAGGUGCAGCUCGUGGACAAUGUCUAUUGUAUUGGGCAGCGUCGCUUUAAUACUAUGGAUGAGUUGGUGGAACACUACAAAAAGGCUCCCAUCUUCACCAGUGAACACGGGGAAAAGCUAUAUCUUGUGAAAGCACUUCAGUGACGUUGAAGAUGGACUYGGUCUCCUAGGCCUCUUAUAACUUCCAAGCCUUAGGUCCUAAAUUCACUUUUUUAGAGCAGAGCAAUCCGAACUGUCCGAAGCAGGCUUAACGAACAGGCUCCUUCUAAAGCGUUUGCUCUGUUGGUUGUUCUUGUCCUUUUCUGUUUGCCUACUUUGUGUUUCGGUUCUGUUAAUCUCAGAUCACCUCCCCUCAGAUGGAGAACUUCACUUAGGUGGCCAUUGAAAGCACUCGCUUCCAUGCCUGAGUUCUAAACUCCCCUCUUCUGUGUACGUUUACAUAGUUAGUUCAGCUAACGGAGGGGUGUUUUCAAUUCAAAACAGUGUUAAUCUGUUCAAGUGGCUCACGCUGACAGAACUCUUCGUUCAGAGACAUCAUCGGGCACGGUUUGAAUGCACUGAAGCUGCAGCUAAGUAAGUGAGAUAUAGUAGACAUGCAGUUGUGGCUGUGAGUUCUGUAGCUCUUUUGCUUACCAAGUAGUAUAUUACAAAAAUUCCUAGUUCCUAGAAGCACUCUUUACACUGUACUCUGCUAUUACAUUGCCUCUUUGACUCUUUGUAAAGAGUACACUAAUUAAAGCAUUUUGUAAUAGUACUUCUUAAACUACUAUGGUAAGAUUGUAGUAAAAAAAAAAUAUCUAGUGUAUUUUGGUCUGUAAUUGCAACAAAGAGAAAUUUUAUUUGAAAGUUGAUUACUGGAGAAAGAAUCAUUGAAUUGUAAAGGCUGAAUGUUUUGGUAAUCUACAACCAAAUGUGCCAUCCACAUAAUGCUUUUUCC